Didymodactylos carnosus is the source of this 948-nucleotide messenger RNA. Lineage: Eukaryota; Metazoa; Rotifera; Eurotatoria; Philodinida; Philodinidae. The record is from the annotation of a GenBank genome assembly.
AUGUUUACAUUCAAAAAUCAGCAAUUACAAACUCUAUUUCGGAUUGAUUUGCAAGGUUCAGGAAAUCUAUCAAUUGAUACCUGGUAUCAUGUCGGCUUCGUUUAUGAAUAUUCUGCGAUGACCCAAUCCAUCUGUCUGAACGGUGUUUUAGAUGGGAGUCGGUCAUGCGGAACGUACUACAAAGGUACAAGUGGAGAUUUGACAAUUGGUACAACGAACGAUAGUAUAACCACACAAUAUUUUUCCGGACGUAUUGAUCAAGUGUUGCUCACAAUACGAGCGAAAACUGCCACUGAGAUUCUAGAUGACGCAACACUUACUGCCUUUUAUUCGUUCGAUUCUGGUUCAUUUUAUGAUUCAGGACCUAAUAAGAUCAACGGUUUUGGCUUCAAUACUAGUGUUGUGUCAGGAAAAGUAGGACAAGCUAUUCAAUUUGCUCAGAACUAUUCAUAUUUUCAAAUUACAGGACUUCAACUGUUAGGUAUUCCAAAUCAACCAUAUUCAAUUGCUUUAUGGAUUAAGCCGACUGUGUCUGUAAACGGUACCCUCAUUCAUACAUCAAACACGACAACUGGCACAGACUGGUGCAUAGCGAUGUUGAGAUUGGAUGAAGGAGGUCAGAUAAUUGUCUCUAGUUUGAACGGAACCGUGCGGCCUAGUAUUAAUGGGACGGUGAUAAAACCAAAUGUUUGGACACAUAUUGCGCAAACCUAUAGUCCAGACAAUGGACUAACAAUGUAUGUGAAUGGCUCAUGGUACGAAUCCACUGGAAGUUUUGCGUACACCGCGAGUGCUUCGUUUGAUACAAUAACAAUUGGGAAUCCGCUUCUUGACAAUUUGUGCGAAAAGGAUUCCAGUCCAGGACAGUUCUACGGCGCAGUAGACGAUUUUCGCCUGUACUCUAGAGAAUUGUCAGCAGCAGACGUUACCGUACUGGCAAAUCCGUAG